AUGUCAGACACUCAAUCAAAAAUCGAUUCGUUACAAGAAUUAAAUUCUCAACUAAUUGCCACGAUUGCUGGGCUUAGAAAAGAGAACGCUGAGCAAAUUCCUGGUACCAAACGAGAAAAUUUAUACAAAAAGACAUAUAGAGCUAGAAAGAUUCAUGAGCUAUUUGAAAAGAUAGGAGUGGAUAAAAUUAAGUAUAUUAAAACAUAUAGUGCAAACUCUAUUUCUGAAUUAUCCGAUAGUCAAAUACAAAUCAUCAUUGAUUAUUUCUUCAAGAAUCCUAAUGCCGAAUUUCCCGAUAAUCAAGAUAGUUCUAUUAACAAUCCUUUAGAUGAUUUAUCCGAAACUGAGACAAAUAUAACUAUCGAGGAAUCAAACGUUCAACACUUCCUACCCCCGACCUCUAAUGCUUGUGGCUCAAUGAUCAAGGUAAGUGCUCAAGUCUCGGAUCCUUCCACUUUGAAAGCCAAUGUUAGUAUAUCACCUACCAAGAAAGCCUCACUGAAAGUCAAGUCUGAAACUUCUGAAUCUCCACAAAGCAAAAAUGCUGAUAAUCAUAUCCUACAAGACAGUUCACUGGAAACUCAGGUGAGGGUACCGCAGAUAAAUAUUCUACCUAUAUCAUCUAAACGACAAUUUCUGAUUUCUGUUAUACCUAAAGAUCCGGAAGAAAGACAACAACACGUUAUUAAAAUGGUAUUAGAGUGA
Ambispora gerdemannii is the source of this 705-nucleotide messenger RNA. The record is from the annotation of a GenBank genome assembly. NCBI's taxonomy places the organism in Eukaryota, Fungi, Glomeromycota, Glomeromycetes, Archaeosporales, Ambisporaceae.